Danio rerio (zebrafish) is the source of this 2049-nucleotide messenger RNA. It is a transcript of the gene wdfy2, whose product is annotated as WD repeat and FYVE domain containing 2. Gene Ontology annotation, molecular function: metal ion binding. NCBI's taxonomy places the organism in Eukaryota, Metazoa, Chordata, Actinopteri, Cypriniformes, Danionidae. The record is from RefSeq and is marked provisional. Gene Ontology annotation, cellular component: early endosome.
UCUGUGAUUUACUCCGAAGUCGGAUCGUCUGCGUCUAUGGGAGCUGAAAGCAGACCGUAAGCAUCGUGGUAUAUAGAUCGCGUGUGACUGUAAACAGAACAGGCUGAGAGGUAAAUCAGCUGACCUGCAGCAUCUCUGACUCUGACCGCAUUUCACCGCGCUGCAGGUCUGUGUUAUGCUGCCGAAAGAGGCUUCAGGUGUCGGACAAACUACGGCGCCAUGGCGGCAGAGAUUCAUCCCCGCCCGCAGACACGCAAGCCCGUCCUGCUGAGCAAGAUCGAGGGUUUUCAAGAUGUGGUGAACACGGCUGUGAUCAUCCCCAAAGAGGACGGCGUUAUCAGCGUAUCUCAAGACAGGACAAUCCGUGUGUGGUUGAAGAGGGACAGUGGACAGUAUUGGCCCAGUGUCUAUCACACAAUGCCUGUUGCAUGUUCAUGCAUGUCAUUUAACCCAGAGACAAGGAGGAUCUCCGUAGGGUUGGAAAAUGGCACUGUGUCGGAGUUUGUUCUGUCAGAAGACUACAACCAAAUGACUCCUGCUCGGACAUAUCAGGCUCAUCAGGGUGGCGUGACCGUGGUGCUGUUUGUCUUAGAGAUGGAGUGGGUUCUAAGCACAGGUCAGGACAAGAGCUUUACGUGGCACUGCUCGGAGAGCGGACAGCAGCUGGGCACAUACAGGACCACAGCAUGGGUGUCUGGACUACAAUUUGAUGUGGAAACCAGACAUGCCUUCGUGGGAGAUCAUUCUGGGCAAGUGACAAUCCUAAAGCUGGAACAGGACAACUGCAGCCUGGUCACCACAUUUAAAGGCCACACAGGCAAUGUUACGGCCUUGUGUUGGGAUCCCGUACAAAGGGUUUUAUUUUCUGGAAGUUCAGAUCAUUCAAUCAUCAUGUGGGACAUUGGAGGCCGAAAAGGAACAGCCAUUGAACUGCAGGGCCACAAUGAUAAAGUGCAGGGUUUGUGUUACGCUCCUCACACUCGUCAGCUCAUUUCCUGUGGCUCAGAUGGGGGAAUCGUUAUCUGGAAUAUGGAUGUCACUCGACAAGAGACCCCAGAGUGGCUUGACAGUGACUCGUGUCAGAAGUGUGAACAGCCUUUCUUCUGGAAUUUCAAACAGAUGUGGGACAGUAAGAAAAUUGGCUUGCGGCAGCAUCAUUGUAGGAAAUGUGGCCAGGCCGUGUGUGGCAAGUGUUCCUCGAAACGUUCCACAAUUCCUCUCAUGGGAUUUGAGUUUGAGGUGCGGGUUUGUGACAGUUGUCAUGACUUGAUUACAGAUGAGGAAAGGGCACCCACUGCCACGUUCCAUGACAGCAAGCACAGCAUCGUACAUAUGCAGUAUGAACCAACCAGAGGUUGGCUGCUCACCUCCGGCACAGACAAAGUCAUUAAGCUAUGGGACAUGACUCCAGUUGUGUCAUGAGAAUCAUCUAAAUCAUCUGCAAGCAUCAGUGAACCAGAGCUGAACCUGAACCGAGAAUCAUGUUUGUGAAGAAUGUUCGGAGGUUAGGUCACUUCCCGUGGUUGGAUUCAUCUCACGCAGGAAAAACUCAAGGAUAUCAUGACUUUGAAUUCAGCAUGUGCGUUUGUACAGUAUGUAUUUGUGCAUGUGCACGUGGGUUAUGGUAACCAAUGUGUAAAUAUUGUUGUCUAAAUCUGCUCAUUUCAGGUUGUUUAUAUUGAUAUAAACCUGUUUUAUGUUGUGUGUAAAAAUAUCUGCAUUCAUUUUGUCAUCAAGAAAUCCCUGUGUUAUUGCAUUAAAGCAUGCUGGAAGUGUUUUUAUAUUCAAGUGCCUUUACUGCACCUCAAUCAGUGGUUUAGGCAUUGGAAAAAAACAUCCACUAUUGCCUCUUGGUCAUGAUCCACUAAUCUGUUUGACUUUGUAAAUGUAAGCACUUAAUUUUACUGGUAUUUUAAUACCAGUAACUUUACCAGGAUAAUUAAACAUGCACAUAUUUACAAAUAUUGUUGUUCAUACAGGGUAAAAGUUCAGUGAUGCUUCAUUGUAAUAACAUUGUGUUUGAUCUGAUUAAAGCUGAUGUUUCAUAUA